This is a messenger RNA of Alligator mississippiensis (American alligator), 5849 nucleotides long. It is a transcript of the gene TNS2, whose product is annotated as tensin 2. Gene Ontology annotation, biological process: peptidyl-tyrosine dephosphorylation. The record is from RefSeq and is a predicted model, not a curated record. The coding region runs from base 895 to 5064 and encodes 1389 amino acids. Gene Ontology annotation, molecular function: protein tyrosine phosphatase activity; protein binding. NCBI's taxonomy places the organism in Eukaryota, Metazoa, Chordata, Crocodylia, Alligatoridae. The transcript has 29 exons.
ACUCGUCACACCGGGGACCCUCCUUGCCCAGCCCCAGGGAUUUAAAACCCAGGAGUCCUGCCUCCCCCACGCCCCCAAGGCCAGGCCACAGGGGGGCGCCCCCAGAGCUCUCCAUCCCCCAUGGAGAAUUUGCCCCUGAGGGGGGCAGAUCCUGCCCCCAGGCCUGGGGUGGGAGAGGUGCCAGCAAGGUGCUGCAGGGGGGCAGGAUGGAGCCCCCCGCCCAGCUGAGCACUGUCCUAUUAACCCUUUCAGCUCGGGGGUGGGGGGCCAGGCAGACCUCUGACAUUAACCCUUUCUUGCUCCUGGCUGCCCCGCCCCACGCAGAGGGGGUUAACCCUUUCUGUGCCCCAGGGCUGGGACUGGGAGGGAGGGGCACCCCUGGGAUUAACCCUUUCCGCUCUGUGGGGGGGCACGAACCCCUCCUGGUACCCCAGUAGCUGGGCUGGGGGUGCCCCCCCUCGCCCCCAGGUUAACCCCUUCAGCUCUGCAGGGAGACUCCCACCCCUUGGAGAUUAACCCCUUCUGCUCAUUGGAGGGGGGGGUGUCUCAGACCUUAACCGCCCCCCCCCCCACCCCGCAUUAACCCUUUCAGCCCUGGGGGGGUCUAAAACCUCAACCCCCCCCUCCAGAUGAUCCCCCUCUGAUCCCCAGGGUUUAACCCCUUCUGCCCGGGGAUCCCAGGGCUCUCCCCGAUUAACCCCUUCUGCCCCGGAGCCGGGCGACCCACCCCCUGGCCCGGGCUUAACCCCUUGUGCCCCGGGGCGGAGGGGGCGGGCUGCCCCCUCAUUAACCCCUGGCGCUCCGGGCGGAGCAGCCGCGGCCCCGCCCCGCAGGAAGCCGGCCCGGGGCGGGGGUGAGGGCGGCGGCCGCGGACCCGGAGCCGGCGCCGGAGCCAUGAAGCCAGGGAAGGGGCCAGAGCCGCACAGCUUCCGCGAGAAGGUGUUCAAGAAGAAGCACCGGGCCUGCGCCGCCUGCAAGGAGCCCGUCGAGGCCCAGGGGCUGAUCUGCAAAGUGUGUAAGAUUGCCAGCCACCGGAAAUGCGAAGCCAAGGUGACAUCGUCCUGCCAGCCGGCGCCCCCUCCUGAGCUGAGGAGGAACACGGCUCCGACGCGGCGCAUCGAGCACUUGGGCUCCACUAAGUCCCUAAACACGGGGAAGCAGCGGAGCACCCUGCCCAGGAGCUUCAGCCUGGACCAAGUGAUGGAGCGCGCCUACGACCUGGACCUGACGUACAUCACCGAGCGCAUCAUCUCCGUCUUCUUCCCCCCGAGGCUGGAGGAGCAGCGCUACCGCGGCCACCUCUGCGAGGUGGCCCAGAUGCUCAAGUCCAAGCAUGAGGACAAGUACACGCUCUUCAACCUGUCGGAGAAGCGCCACGACAUCGCCCGCCUGAACCCCAAGGUGCAGGAGUUUGGCUGGCCGGAUGGGCACGCGCCCCCCCUGGACAGGAUCUGCUCCAUCUGCAAGGCCAUGGAGAACUGGCUGCACGCGCACCCCCAGCACGUCGCUGUGCUGCACUGCAAGGGGAACAAAGGCAAGACGGGCGUCAUCGUGGCGGCCUACAUGCACUACAGCAAAAUUUCUGCCAGCCCAGACCAGGCACUGAGCACGCUAGCCAUGCGCAAGUUCUGCGAGGACAAGGUGUCCGCAGCCCUGCAGCCCUCACAGAGGAGGUACAUCAACUACUUCAGCGGGCUGCUAUCGGGCGCCAUCAAGAUGAACAGCCACACACUGUUCCUGCAUCACGUCCGCGUGCCCGCCCUGCCCACCUUCGAGGCCCAUGGAGGAUACCAGCCCUUCCUGAAGAUCUACCAGUCCAUGCAGCUUGUCUACACCUCUGGGAUCUAUAGCCUGACUGGCCCUGGCACCCAGAAGCUCUGCAUCACCUUGGAGCCAGCCCUGCUGCUGAAAGGGGACGUGAUGGUGAAGUGCUACCACAGGCAGAGCCACGGGGCCGAGCGGGACGUGGUUUUCCGGGUGCAGUUCCACACCUGCACCGUCCACGGCUCCCAGCUCUGGUUCAGCAAGGAUGAGCUCGACGAGGCCUGGACAGACGAGCGGUUCCCCUUCGAGGCCAGCGUGGAGUUCAUCUUCUCCUCGGGCCCCGAGAAGAUCAAAGGCUGGGAGGCAGUGGGCAACGGCCCCGGCGUCAGCGUAGACUACAACAUCAGCGAACCAGCCGUGCGCUGGGACUCGUACGAGAGCUUCAACGUGCACCACGAGGACAGCCUGGAAGACCUGUCGCACACGCAAGGGCCCCUGGACGGCAGCCUGUACGCACGGGUACAGAAGAAGCGGAGCCUGCCAGGUCCCGUGGGCAGUGCCAGCCCUGAGUCGCCCCCGCCGGCACGUGGCCUCCUGUCCGUGAGCAGUGACUCGGGCCACUCGUCCAUGUUGACGGAGCGGGCAGACGAGGCCACGCCACCCGCCCGCGCCCUGCCAACACCCGCCGAGCGUGAGGAGCUCGACCGCCUCCUGGACGGCUUCGGUGUGCCGUCCCCCCGGGCUGAGCCGGAUUGUCUCCCUGGCAAUGGUGCCCGGACCCGGGAAACAGCCAUCUUGGAUGACGAGGCCACGCCGGGGCCCUACCCCAUGCGGCGCCGUGGCCUGGCUCGCCACUGCUCCUGCCACGCCGGCUACCUGGGCACUGCCAGCCCCGAGAGGCCACCCACCAGCAUCAGCUACAGGCCCGAGGGCACCCUGGAGCGCCGGCGCCCAGCUUACAGCGCCAACGGGCUCCCCCUACGCCCCGACGGCUUUGAGCUGCCCCAGGUGGGCGAGGGGGUGCCCUAUGCCGAGGCUGACAAGCGGCGGCUGUAUCGGUCCCUGUCGGAGGGGCCGAUGCCCCCCUACCCCUACGAGCGGCCGCCUGGUCCCGGCAGGGCGACUGCAUACCGGGAGCUGCUGCUGGCCGAGGAGCCCCCGGACGUGGCUCCGCUGUGCCCCUGCCAGGACUGCCAGGGCAAGGGAGCCCCUCCCGGCGCCCGCUACGGCCUGCGCCUGGAGCGAGAGCCCGAGGGCUGGGUGCCCCGACCUCCCCUGGCCCUGCCCCUGCUCCUGCCCUACACCCGAGGGCACCCCGAAGCCUUCGAGCUCGAGCCCCCUCAUGCCAAGGGGCCCGGCGGGCACUUCACCCGUGCCUACGAGCCCCCGGAGCACUGUCGUUACCCCCGCUAUGCCCCCGCCUACCCACCGAUGUUGCCCCCUGGGUCCUGCCCUUGCUGCAGCCCCCGGGUUGCCCCCCGCCUCUGCUACAGCCCUGAGUGCCACAUGCACCCCCAGCCCGGCUCAGCCUCCCCCGACAGCACCCACGGCUACGAGCCCCCGGGCAUGGAGCCCGGCGAUGGAUACCUGCGACCUGGCCCCGUGCACCCUGAGCUGCCACCGCCCGGCGAGGGAGCACCUUGGAGAGAUGUCCCCGAUGGCCCAGGCUCCUUGCGGCGUCCUCCGCGGGAGCCCUGCAGCCCCUGCCUGGCCCCUCCCAGCCUGCCAGAGCCACCUGCCCCCCUGCACACCAGCAGCCCCGUGCAGAGCCAGGACAGCACCACGUACGGCGCCCCGGAGAGCCCGGCACCCCCCAGCCCUGCGGAUAUGGCCCCAUCCAGCGCCACCAGGACCCUGGAAAGGCCUCCAGCUUCUUCAGCGGGGGCAUCUGGCCUCAUGCCCACCCUGUCCCCGCCGCACAGCUUCACCCCACGGGCCCAGCCCAACGGCCCCUGUCCUCGCACCCGCUACCCCCCCAGCCCCCCGGCGGCCUCCCCUGAGCCAUCCCCCCCCAGGCUGGCAGCUGAGGGGACCUCGGGCUCUCCCCCACCCACCAGCCCUGCCCCACGGAGCCCCUUUGCCAGCUACCGAGCCGUGGCCACGCUCCGGGCCACGCCAGCCCACAACGGGCCCCCCCAGGCUGAGCCCCGGCCAGGCACCCUGCCCCGCUGUGCCGGCGGGAGCCCCCUCAGCACCCAGCCACCAGCCUCCCCGGAUGCCCAGGGGUCACCCACGCCGGCCUUCCCACUGGCCACGGCAUACUACACGGGGCGGGAAAGCAGCCCCCAGCCGCAGCCGCAGCCACCCCUGCCUGAGAAGCGCCACGCGGUGCCCGCAGGACUGUGGGAGAGGAGCCCCCUGCCCAGCCGCAGCCCCGGGGCCCCUGCCCACGUCAGCUUCGCCCCCGACGCCACCACGCCAGACCCGCAGGCAGAGGGGCCCGGCCACAUCCAGUUCGUGCAGGACACAUCCAAGUUCUGGUACAAGCCCAGCCUGUCCCGGGACCAAGCUAUCGCCCUGCUCAAGGACAAGGAGCCGGGCGCCUUCCUCAUCCGUGACAGCAACUCCUUCCAGGGCGCCUACGGGCUGGCACUCAAGGUGGCAACGCCCCCGCCCAACUGCGCCCCCCACUCCUCCAAGGGGGACCCCAUGGAGCAGCUGGUGCGGCACUUCCUAAUCGAGACGGGUCCCAAGGGUGUGAAAAUCAAGGGCUGCCAGGAUGAGCCCCACUUUGGCAGCCUGCCGGCCCUGGUGUCACAGCAUGCCAUCACCCCCAUCUCACUGCCCUGCCGCCUGCGCAUCCCCAGCAAAGACCCCACGGAGGAGAGCCCGGAGGUGGCCGUCCCUGCCAACAUGAGCACGGCCGCCGACCUGCUGCGACAGGGGGCAGCCUGCAGCGUGCUCUACCUCAGCUCGGUGGAGACUGAGUCGCUGACAGGGCCACAGGCCGUGGCCAAGGCAGCCAGCAGCACCCUGGCUUGCAACCCGCGCCCGCCCGCCGCUCCCGUGCACUUCAAGGUCUCGGCCCAGGGCAUCACCCUCACUGACAGCCAGCGCAAGCUCUUCUUCCGGCGCCACUACCCUGUCAGCAGCGUCACCUACUGCAGCACCGACCCGCAGGACAGGAGAUGGACAAACCCAGACGGCACCACCUCCAAGCUGUUUGGCUUCGUGGCCAAGAAGCAGGGCAGCCCCUGUGAGAACGUGUGCCACGUCUUCGCCGAGCUGGACCCCGAGCAGCCGGCCGCCGCCAUUGUCAACUUCAUCACCAAGGUCCUGCUGGGCCUGCACCGGAAGUGAGGGCCCCCCGCCCGGGGCACCCCGGACACCUGGGUCCUCUUUCUGGAGCACCUCCAGGCCUCUAGACAGCAGGCUCCCCCUGCCCCCCUUGCUGGAGGGAGCGGAGUGGGGCAGGGGACUACAGAGCCAGGCCUGACCCAGGGCACUAGCCCCACCUGCCCCUGCUCAGGGCUCCGGAUGCUGCCACAUCCCUCAAGGGACCGCAAAGCUAAAGGCCCCGUCUGCAGGAACCCCCGGACAAAGAGUUGAUGGAGUGGUGGAGGGGAGGCCACGUGGGGCAGUGGAGCUGGGAAAGGGGCCAUCUCAUCAGCCCCUGGCUGGGAGGGGGCCAGGGCCUGGCAGGGGGGCAACAUGCGGAGACCGGCUGCCCAGGCACCCAGGUUGUUCUCAGCUCAGUCCAGGCCACAGCACGGGAGAGCUGGGGUGAGGGGUUGGCCACUAGGCACUAGGACUCCUGGGUUUUGUGCCCACCUCUCCCCCGUCUGACAGGCCAUUAGCAAGCGCAGAGGGUCACCAGACAAUCCAGCCCCCAGCAGACAGGGCCCACCUGCACACCAUGCCCCAUGCCUGGCCCUGGUUGGGCCCGUGUGGGGGGAGAGAAGAGACAAAAAGCCGUGUCCCCAAACUUCCUUGCCCUCCAGGGCUGGGUGUACUUGGGAUGUGUCCAGGAGGGGAGGGUGGGAAAGGUGGGAGCAGAGCAGAGGGUCCUGGUGGGCCUGGCUCCUGGUGUGGGGCCAACACAGAGAACUCUAUUUUUGUCUAAUAAAGAAUUUAUAUGAGCUUUA